AGCUAGCUAACCGGCUAGAGCUUCUCUCAUCAUCCUCUUCCUCCUGAUUUGACCGGGGCCUUCACACGAGCGUAAGCCACAACCGCACAUUUCGUGUAUCUACAGAGUGAGCAGCUGGAGGGCUGGACAUUUGUAAGCAGCAGGAGGCCUCGCCGCGACCCCCGGCCGAUAUCACAUCGCGUCGUUGUUGUCGGCGCCGGCCUGCUGCCGGAUUAUCAUCGAUCCAAAUGGGGAAGCUGGUGGGCAAGGGCGUGCAGGAGUCGAAGCUGCUGUGGCACAUCGCGUUCCCGGCCAUCCUCACCGCCGUCUUCCAGUUCUCCGUCGGCUUCGUCACCGUCGGCUUCGCCGGACACAUCGGGGAGGUUGAGCUCGCCGCAGUCGCCGUCGUCGAGAACGUCAUCGAGGGCUUCGCCUACGGGAUACUGCUGGGCAUGGGCAGUGCGCUGGAGACGUUGUGCGGGCAGGCCGUCGGCGCGGGUCAGGUUGACAUGCUGGGCGUCUACAUCCAGCGGUCCUGGAUCAUCUGCGGCGCCAGCGCGCUAGCGCUGGUCCCAACAUACAUCUUCACGGAGCCGAUCCUCCGCUCGCUCCACCAGCCCGCUGCCAUCUCCGCCGUGGCGGGGCGGUACACACGGUGGGUUCUCCCGCAGCUAUUCGCCUACGCCGCCAACUUCCCGCUGCAGAAGUUCUUCCAGUCACAAAGCAAGGUGUGGGCCAUGACCUUCAUCUCCGGCGCGGCUCUCGCCCUCCACGUCGCGCUCAACUUCGUCUUCGUCACGCGCCUUGGCUACGGCCUCUUCGGCGCCGCCAUGAUCGGGAACGUCACCUGGUGGAUCAUCAUCGCCGCGCAGUUCGCUUACCUCGUCUCUGGCUGCUUCCCGGAGGCGUGGAAGGGGUUCUCCCUGCUCGCGUUCAAGAACCUCGCCGCCUUCGUCAGGCUCUCCCUCGCCUCCGCCGUCAUGCUAUGCUUGGAGCUGUGGUACUACACUGCAGUGCUCAUCCUUGUCGGCCUACUGAAGAAUGCCCAACUCCAGGUUGACGUCAUGUCAGUUUGCAUUAACUAUCAGCUCUGGACCCUGAUGGUAGCACUAGGUUUCAACGCAGCAGUGAGCGUUAGAGUGUCGAACGAGCUUGGCGCCAACAGGCCCAAGGCGGCCAAUUUCGCCGUGAUCAUGGCAGUCUCUACGUCCGCCGCCAUUGGGGUGGUGUUUAUGGCAGUGUUCCUUAUCUGGAGGAUGGAGCUUCCGCGGUUCUUUAGCGACAACGAGGAGGUGGUGAGUGAAGCUGCAAAGCUGGGCUACCUUCUUGCAGCAACCAUCUUUCUCAACAGCAUCCAGCCCGUGCUCUCAGGCGUGGCGAUAGGAGCAGGGUGGCAGUCUCUUGUGGCAUUCAUUAAUGUUGGGUGCUACUACUUGGUUGGACUUCCACUCGGAGCCCUCUUUGGCUUCAAGCUAAAACUUGGCGCAUUGGGGAUUUGGGUGGGCAUGUCAAUUGGCACGCUGCUGCAGACAGCUGUACUUCUCAUAAUUUGCAUCAGAACCAAGUGGGAGAAACAGGCUAUGUUGGCCGAGGAGAGGAUCAGGGAGUGGGGAGGAACCAGUGACACCCUGCCAGGUACGGCAACGAUGACAGUGACGAACAACGGCUUAGAUAGAUGAUCAGUUGAUUUGGGCAAGCAAAUUGGACAUUGUCAUUUAUAUGUACAAGGAAACACAGAGGAGUAGAAUAUAGAAUUAAUUAACAUGUACAUAGGUUGAGAUCGAUACACUAUGCCCUCAUUCUGUAGUUGAGAAAAUUAAGUUUUUCAUUUAUCUUUCCCGAA
Messenger RNA from Lolium perenne, 1822 nucleotides. Its product is annotated as protein DETOXIFICATION 29. Gene Ontology annotation, molecular function: antiporter activity; xenobiotic transmembrane transporter activity. The record is from RefSeq and is a predicted model, not a curated record. Gene Ontology annotation, biological process: xenobiotic detoxification by transmembrane export across the plasma membrane. NCBI's taxonomy places the organism in Eukaryota, Viridiplantae, Streptophyta, Magnoliopsida, Poales, Poaceae. Gene Ontology annotation, cellular component: membrane.